AUCCAACAACAUCUGGAUCGCAGUAGCUGGAACGUUGAAACUACCAUUUCUUUAAUGGUUCACGACUCCCUGUCAAACCAACCAUGAAAGCCAACGUGUCACCGACAUCUUCGUGUCGGCGACGCAACGAACCCAAACUUAGCAGAACCAAAAAAAAAAUUAAUAAAAUUGCCCCAAUCUUUCAAUUCAAAGCAUCUUCUACGCCUUCUUCGUCUCUUCUCCAUCAAUUCCAGACAUAUUACAACUCUCUUCCUCUCUCUCAUUCUCUCUGUUUAUUUUUCAAUUUUUCAUUCUUCCCCUGUAAUCCCACCACCACCACCACUAAGGGCGAUUCGAGGCGACGCGAAAUUACAAAAAUGGUGCGCCGUCUCUUCGCCUGCUUCGGCAAGGGCAGUACGACUACGUCGUCAUCAUCAGCGGCUGCCAAUCACAAUGUGACGGUGGACACGACGGCGGAGGAGCAGCAGCGAGGGGGAGCGGUGCUGGUGGAGCUGUUCACUUCGCAGGGGUGCAAGACCUCGCCGGAGGCGGAAAUGCUGGUGUCCCGGCUGGGGAGGGGGGAUUUUGGGCUGGACUUUCCGGUGAUUGUGCUUGCUUAUCAUGUGGACUAUUGGGAUUAUAUGGGCUGGAAAGAUCCAUAUGGGUCGAGCCAUUGGACCGUAAGACAAAAGGCCUAUGUUGAGGCCCUUAAUUUGGAUACUAUGUUUACGCCACAAAUUGUGGCCCAAGGAAAGGCCCAGUGUGUUGGGAAUGAGGAGGAUCCUAUGUUGUCUUUGAUCAAAACUGCACCCAGAUUUCCUAGUCUUGGCUUCCAGGCAACCUUUCAAAGACCAACAUCAGAUUCAUUGCAGGUCUCACUGAAAGGAGCUUUGAGGAGCAAAGUUGACAACAAUGGUGCCAAUGUCAUGGUAGCUCUGUAUGAGAAUGGAUUGGUGAUUAAUUGCCCAAGCGGAGAGAACAAAGGACGUGUUCUAUCCAAUGACUUCGUCGUAAGAAAGCUUGAAAAACUCUGCACUGUCAAAGAUAUCUCUGCCAAGAAGACGGUCUCGGGCACCGUCAACUUCACUCUCUGGGAAAGCUUCAAUAGCAGCAAAUGUGGUGUAGCUGUGUUUGUUCAGAACACUUCUCAUCAAGUGUUUGGUUCGCAGAACUUCCAAUUGCCAGACGAUAUAUGAGAUUUAGACUAUCAUGUACAGGAUUUGUUGCUUGUUUAGGAACUAAUGAUUGAUUGAUUGAUUUUCCUGUUAAUUCUUCUUUCUUAUUACCGUUCAUAUGCUUCGAAGACAGAACGAGAGUCAUUUGAAUUGAAUUUCGUUUUCAAUACAGAUUUGGGUGCUCUUAUGUUAUUUCUCAUUCUGGUUUGGAAAAAAGUAUGCAUUUUCUUUG
Messenger RNA from Tripterygium wilfordii, 1386 nucleotides. RefSeq lists its product as uncharacterized. The record is from RefSeq and is a predicted model, not a curated record. Bases 84 to 1175 code for a protein of 363 amino acids. The transcript has 2 exons. Lineage: Eukaryota; Viridiplantae; Streptophyta; Magnoliopsida; Celastrales; Celastraceae.